ACCACAUAUGAAAGACUUGUUGCAUUAAUUGGCCUAAACGCUGAGGGGGUGGGAGCGCAGAAUGCAAAGAGCUGAGCCAGCAGUCCACUAACUCUCUGCGAAAUGCAUGUGAAAUGCAACGUCCCUCCAAUUGCGCAUUUCUUUAAAGCUCACUUGUAGAUCUGCGCUCAGAUUGCGGGGAAACAGUCGGAUGGCUGCUCCUGGAGGCGCAUUCUCUGCAGCGCUUAGGCGGUCACAAGACUCGGGCAUCGGUGAGCAAAAACAUCGAGACGCUGACAGGUCAGCUAGAAGCUUACAGGCCCUCAGAUUCUUCCCUUCUCCGCAUCCGACAUCCAACAAGUUGCUCCUUUUGGGGAACUACGUGCGCGCUGCGGUGCCAUCGCUUCUGUCGCGUGUUUUUUUUCUUUUCUUUUUUCUUCUUCUUCUUGUUUUUUUAAUGGAAAUCUCACCGAGGCUCCUUUUUUAGAUCUUAACCAGCUUCUCUGUGCGUAAAAGGGUCGUUUUUAUCUGGAGCUGAAUGGUGUUUAAAAACUAGAACUGGUCAUGUGUCGGUGCGUAAAGGAGUGGCGCACGACGGAGUGACCGAGUGCCACUGGAGGAAAUUCCACCAAAGAUGUCAACAUUGCUUUACCACCCACUCGAAAUCGAUUGUAUUACCUUCAAGAAGGUGGCUCCUCGUAUAAAUAGGAACGCAUUAUUUCAAGAAAGACGCAAGUGAGCACAAUCUGCGGACUGUUCUCUCUCUCUCUCUCUCGCUCUCUCUCUCUCGUUCGUUCUUUCUCUCUAUUUCAUCGACGCCUGGAAGAAUUUACUGAAGACAACUGUGUCCACUGUGCAGGACAUAAGCAUCUUUAACUCCCAAACUAACAGUGAAGUCAUGCAGGUGGAGAGGAAAUGGCACAUACUGUUGACUAUCUUCUUUCUGCUCGUCACCUCGGGUCAGUGCAUGGACAGCAAGGAGGUCAAGCAGAAAGAGAGAAGGACCCUGUUGGAUCUAAUCUUGCAGGUUAUCAGAGACAGCCAGCAGCGGGACAAACCCGUCUCCAAGCGCUGCAGCAGUGGACUCUUCAGCUCAGCCCAAGACAUGAAGUUCUCCUCCCGCGAAAAGCCUUUCUAUGCCCCUAGGCUGGAUAACAGUAGACUCAUAGAAAUUGUUCCUAGAGAUGCAAACAUGAAAGACAAAUUCAUUCAGCAUUUCGGAGCAGGACAAGUCAAGUUCUCGUCGGAGUGCAAAACACACUUUCAUAGACUUUAUCACAACACAAGGGACUGCUCAAGACCAGCAUAUUACAAAAGAUGUGCGAGAUUGCUAACGCGGUUAGCGAUGAGUCCACUCUGCAUGCAAUCGUAGAUGCUGCAUGCCCUUAACAUAACAGAAGAGGGAUCAAAGCGUUGCCAAGAAAGUGCCUUCAAACCCACAGCAGUCGUGAGAACAUUGUUGUGUUCAUAGCGUUUCUGUUUUAUUUCUGGAAAGACACACACGGACAUUUGUUGGUCGCUGUUGAGCGGAUUUAUUUUUUUUGCUUUUUAUCUCACUGUACUUGUAUGUACCAUAUAUUUGUAAGGAAAUAUUAAUUUAAUAUUAAAUGCACCUAUUUAUUGAAAGGGUAUGUAUAUAAUAAUUUCACAGUUCAUUCGAAAAUCCGAUUAUUUUGGUUAUAAAAGUUCUAUACGACGGAGAGGAGGCUUUGUUUUUGUGUUUUUCUCUCCUCCUUACAUAUGAAUUCCUCCUCCUCCACUAUUAUGCUGAUAUUACGCGCCGUCAUUGUCUUCAUUACAUUUUAUUUGGCACUUGAGUGAUUGCUGACAAUGAGAACAUGUGGAAUAACAACAGUGGUGAUGAUGCACUGCAAGUAUUGAACAAUAAAGAAUAUUGAAGCACA
This is a messenger RNA of Stegastes partitus (bicolor damselfish), 1883 nucleotides long. It is a transcript of the gene alkal1, whose product is annotated as ALK and LTK ligand 1. NCBI's taxonomy places the organism in Eukaryota, Metazoa, Chordata, Actinopteri, Pomacentridae. Gene Ontology annotation, biological process: positive regulation of ERK1 and ERK2 cascade; positive regulation of ERK5 cascade. The transcript is spliced from 6 exons. The record is from RefSeq and is a predicted model, not a curated record. The coding region runs from base 878 to 1351 and encodes 157 amino acids. Gene Ontology annotation, molecular function: receptor signaling protein tyrosine kinase activator activity; receptor tyrosine kinase binding.